CGUGUCAAAUGGAACAAUGUAACGGAUCAGAGUUGACAGCCUCAGUCGAGAGGUUACUGAUUAAUCUCAUUCCGGCUUCAUAACCAUAGAUAAGGGCUCGACAUCCGCCUGAAUGACGGGAGAAUGACCGCAGGUCCGCAUUGAGCAUUUUAGCGUCUUCUUUUCAAGGAAAAUUUGCUUUGAAUGGGGAACGUAAUUUGCAUGCUACCCAAGUUCAGGCAGGAUCUUACACAAGCCUGGAGACGGGGAACGCACCUGCCUCUCUUCCUCGACCUGUAGACUCAUUCAUCAGCACCAGCCGUCUUUAAUGGGAUAAACUAUCUCCAGAGAUCAGGCCUCCGCAUGGUACUCUGGUCGAAAGAUCAAGACAAACUGUCCGACAUGUCCGCCGGGACGGAAAGGAUAGAGAUGAAGAAGGAGGGGGCGCCGCCAGCGUUCCACCACUCUAACGGGUCGGUCCAUCCGGUUAUACUUCCCGACAACACCGAGGAGGUGCCCCAGACCCCCGGGGAGUACGAACUCACAGAGGUGACCUCCAUACCAGACCGCAGUGAUCAGGAGAACGAGCGGCCGGACAUGGUGGUCCUAGACUGUCGGGCCAACGCAAAGGGCCAGAGGGAAGAGGACGCCCUCCUGGAGAACGCCAGCCAAAGCAAUGAGAGUGACGACACUAGUACGGACCAAAGCCCGGUGCCGCCGGCUCCACUAAAGGAAACGUCCUUUUCCAUUGGACUCCAGGUUUUGUUCCCUUUCCUGCUGGCAGGGUUUGGGACAGUUGCAGCUGGCAUGGUUCUGGACAUUGUUCAGCACUGGACGGUAUUCACAGAGGUGACUGAAGUCUUUAUCCUGGUGCCUGCUCUCUUGGGCCUGAAGGGGAACUUGGAGAUGACCCUCGCGUCCAGACUGUCUACUGCGGCUAAUAUUGGACAAAUGGAUACAGCCAAGGAUAUGUGGAAAAUGAUCAUGGGAAACCUCGCACUAAUUCAGGUUCAGGCCACAGUGGUGGGCUUCCUGGCUUCCAUCGCCGCAGUCAUUUUUGGCUGGAUUCCAGAGGGUAAUUUUAAGAUGGGCCAUGCCGUUCUGCUCUGUGCCAGCAGCGUGGCCACGGCUUUCAUCGCUUCUUUGCUGCUAGGUCUUAUCAUGAUCGGGGUUAUCAUUGCGUCCAGGAAGGUUGGCAUCAAUCCAGAUAAUGUGGCCACCCCCAUUGCAGCCAGCCUCGGUGACCUGAUCACCCUGGCACUGUUAGCUGGCAUCAGUACGGGCCUGUAUAAGGAGCUCGAAUUCAACGAUUAUGCCAACCCAAUGGUUUGUGCCUUCUUCGUCGCCCUGACACCCAUCUGGGUGCUUAUCGCCCGGCGGAUACCUUCCACCCGAGAAGUGCUGUACUCAGGCUGGGAGCCUGUCAUUAUAGCCAUGGCGAUCAGCAGCGUUGGAGGCCUCAUUCUGGAUAAGACGGUAUCUAACCCCAACUUUGCUGGAAUGGCGGUUUUCACUCCCGUCAUCAACGGUGUGGGCGGCAAUCUGGUGGCGGUUCAAGCCAGUCGAAUCUCCACCUACCUGCACAUGAACGCCUUGCCCAUAGCGGAGCCAAACCCAGCCCCACGGAAAUGUCCCACUCCCUGGAGCACAUUCUUUGGCUCAGGUGUCAACGCACGUUCUGCCAGAGUGCUCUUCCUCUUGGUCGCUCCUGGUCAUCUGGUCUUCCUCUAUACUAUUAACUCUAUGCAGGGUGGACACACCACUCUCACCUCUGUCUUCAUUGCAUUUUAUCUGGCCUCAGCUCUGCUUCAGGUUGUGAUCCUGUUGUACCUUGCAGACUGGAUGGUAAACUGGAUGUGGCGUCGAGGGAUGGAUCCCGACAACUUCUCCAUUCCCUACUUGACAGCCCUGGGAGACCUGCUGGGGACGGGCUUCCUGGCUCUGUGUUUCCACAUCCUGUGGCUAAUUGGAGAUCGGGACACAGAUGUGGGUGAUUGAUCCACACUGCUUCCUCUGACUCUGUCCAAGCAACACAAACGUCUUUAUUUAUAAUGCCACAUAGAGAAAUAAUAUCUAUAUUGUUAUGGCUACAAUGGCUACCAUGAUUAUAUUGAUGACAAUUUUGCUUUAGUAUUGAUAUGUAAUUUCAUUGUUGUUUAACUACUGGGAGAACAACAAUCCUCAUUAUUUUUCAAUGGGGACGUUCGGCCCGAAUUUACGGCCAGUCUCGUUGGCUGCAUGUAAAGAGGACAUCGACCUAAACUUGAAAUAUUUCACGAGAGGCAAACACAGAAUCCUAAAUCACCAAGUGCUACAAAAUAGUGAUUUUGAUGGCGGCUUUCACGGCCACAUACAGACAAAAAUAAACAUAUUUGGACCAUCACAGAGUGACCUAAAUAACAUUUCAUGCUAGAGAUCGAAAGAAUCAUUUAAGUCUUAAUAUCGGAGAAUCUCAAGCGGGACCUUUCGAUGAUAAAAACAUGCAUAUACAGUAAAAACGCAUAGAAAUAAAAGCCCUAUUUAACUCGCUAUGCUACGUUUUCGGGAUCUAAAUUUGCUUUAGCAGCUCUGCUUAUGGUUGCAGAGAGAGAAAGUAACCUAAAGUGCUUCAUUGUUUGAUUGAAAUCCCUGAAAUACUCAAGUUGUGCAAUGAAAAGGGUUCAUGGGUUGUUUACGGUCAACACAUAAAUGAUCAGACUUUGCCGUUAUUAUGAAGUCCACAUCCGUUAAUCUCCAAAAUCUCUUCCGUGGACGGUUUCUGUAGUAAUAGUUAACAAAGUGGUUAUUUUAAAAGGACUGUGAGUAAGAAAAUGACAGCCGGGACCCUUUCUAUCAAAUCAGAAAUCAUAUUUCACAAUGUACUUUAAAAGGCUUUCUAAAUCCCAAUGAAUAUUCUAUCAUAUAGAGUAUGCAGUUGACCCUCUGCUAAGCUGCGCCUUAAUUUUUAGUUAAAAGUGAUCAAAACUAACUGAUAAUUAUUCUCAUGUGACUUGAAAGGAAGUAUACAUCGCAGAGAAAUUUAUCAGCCUUUAAGAAAUUUCAAUUAUCCAGUGACAUAAUUAGAAAAAAAAAAUGCUAACUCGGGGCAAAAAAGCUUAUCACAGUCAAUUAAAAAGAAAAAGGCCCGUUUCAUAGCUCAAUUACCUUAUGGAUAGGCUAUAUUUUUGCAUAUUAUCUGUAAAAGGCAGCCUAAAACUACACUGUAAAAUGAUUUUUCCAAGAAAAUGAAAAUGACAUGAAAUAAAGCAAAGAUUGCCGGAGUACGUUGCAGAAGAAAAUGCUAUUUCAAGUCUUUCUCCUUCAAAAUUUCACGCUUCAUUGUGCUACUUGCUAUUUCUUUGUAAUUAUUUGUGAAAUUUGAGAGAAAGUUGUUAAAUCCCACGCCGAUUUUGUAAUACCUAAGCCGGUUUGUUUUAACGCAAAGCGUAGCGAGGAGUCGGUUGGUGAAUUUGUUACUUUAAACGCUCGUUGACAGGAAAUGUGAAAUGCUCUGCCUCAGAAGCCUUUUCACAAUAAGAUUUAUGCAAAAAAAAUGCUUAUAAAAAGGGCUAUUUAGACGUCUACACCUCUGUACCGCCGCAUGCUAGGUAUAACAAAAAGUGCUGUUUAACUGGCUGAAGUGAAGCCAUGCUUGAUUAAAUUCCACAAAAUAGUUUCUUUCAUACCGAAGAGGGGAGAGGUUUCGUUUUGAAUGUUAAGAGAUUAAUGCCACUCAGAAACACUUGAAAGGCUAACGCUAGCAGCUAAUCUGUACCUCAGUUCUCGGCCAUAAAAAUCUCUAAUCCGUAGCUGACAGUAAACUAAUGUAUAUUUUAAUGACUAGCAAGGCCUUAUAAAGCAGCUGACCUCCAGUUUAUGGGCAGUGUGUUGUUAUUAGCCUGCCGUUGCUAAAGGGCUGCAUAGAAACAUCACUUUCAUAUAAUUCACGAUAUAUUAAAUACAGUACCCUUUUGUUUUUUACUGUACGCUCAAAUGUCUGUUUCCUUUAAUUGUGCAAGUGCGUUAAGGCGAACUCUAGUGUUAAUACGUUUAACGUCGCGUUAGAUCGCUGUGCACAAGAUGUACUGUAAUGUCAGAGUUUGCCGCAAGAGGUCGCACUUGUGCAAGAAGAGCAUGCAGCUCCAACGUUUAUACCACAAUUAUGCAUUCAAACAUCACAAAUAUUACUGUGCAACUGAUCCGGUGCUGCCGUUGUACCAUGACAGCUCUCUAUAGUUGUGAAUAUUUCUUCAGGGGAUGGGAGGCUUUGUUUAUUUAUUUCUAUAGAUGCGACAAAGCUAUUUGUAAAUAAUAUAUUUAUUCUAUAAAUGUUUAUUUUUCAUUUUGUUGCAUUUUUCUUUGCAUUGGACCAGUAGAGAUGUUUACUGUAUGUUUAUCAGUAAUUUUUUUUUUCUUUUCUUUUUUUUCGUCUUAACAAAUAUAUCAAAGUUUGGUGCCUAAUAUCCAGCAAAACCUCACACUCGAUCUGGUUCGGUGAACUGAGCAUAAUAUGCCUUAACAAAUCACAAGCAAGGCUCGACACAUAGGUAUUAUAGGUCUUCUGAUUUGUCUUUUUUCUAUUUUUUUUUUUUUUUAAUUAAUGGAGUUGAUUUUCAUUGUAUUCUGUCGAUUUGUGUGCACAAAUCAUCCCAUCCGUUGUGUUCUUCCAGGGCAGAUGUAUCAGUGGUAGUGGUAAGAUAUCCAAAGCAAAGCCACUGAGAUCCCCAUGAGUUUUAGAGGAAAUUAAUAUUUACUUGUGGGUUGUCUAAUUUGUCACAUAUUCCCUCUAAUCUGUAAUCUGCAUAUAACUUCCUACAAGAAAACAUAACCUUCCUUGAGUUAAAUUGCCCUCGAGGGCCAGAUCCCGGCCUCUUAAGCGAGACUAAAACUUACCAGAUUAUCCGAGAGUGUACAGCUAGUAAUGGUAACUGGUUAUCUGAGUUCUUUGAUUUCUUCCCCAUCAGUUUCUGCCCCAGCUGCUUCAAUCUGACACUGUUAAGGGGACCUAACAGAGGUACUUGUAAAUUGCUGGAAAUAAAAGAUUAUAUUAUUUCGUA
Puntigrus tetrazona (Sumatra barb) is the source of this 5015-nucleotide messenger RNA. It is a transcript of the gene slc41a1, whose product is annotated as solute carrier family 41 member 1. Gene Ontology annotation, cellular component: plasma membrane. Gene Ontology annotation, molecular function: monoatomic cation transmembrane transporter activity. The record is from RefSeq and is a predicted model, not a curated record. Gene Ontology annotation, biological process: monoatomic cation transport. NCBI's taxonomy places the organism in Eukaryota, Metazoa, Chordata, Actinopteri, Cypriniformes, Cyprinidae. The transcript is spliced from 12 exons. The coding region runs from base 343 to 1977 and encodes 544 amino acids.